Drosophila guanche is the source of this 1517-nucleotide messenger RNA. RefSeq lists its product as uncharacterized. The transcript has a single exon. Bases 56 to 1444 code for a protein of 462 amino acids. NCBI's taxonomy places the organism in Eukaryota, Metazoa, Arthropoda, Insecta, Diptera, Drosophilidae. The record is from RefSeq and is a predicted model, not a curated record.
UGCAUUUCAGUGCCGCCCAUCCCUAAUAAAAUAAUAAGCAAAGAAAACAAACAAAAUGGAGAAAGAACUGGAAUUAAUUAACAGCAAUUUAAACAAUGCCUUGGCCAAGCUGGUGGAGAGUAAAAGAAACCAAACCAAGGAUGAAGAUAGUCAGAAGCGCAAGGAAAGAAUCGCCAGGCUCCUGUGGCUGCACAUACAGCAUGUUCAGCUAACUGUGAUUACACACAGACGACGUUCGCAGCAGAGAAGCAGGCGACGGUAUAGACUUCUGCGAUCGUUUUUCAUGCAGCAAAUGGUGGAGAUGCAAUCCAAUUAUAUGCAGAUGUAUGCCAUGUUGAGCCUCAAGCGUGCCAGCCUGGAAGAUGGCGAGUCCGCGGAGAGCGAUGCCAACGAGGAAUCAGCAGACGAUCAGCAGACUGUCUCUGAGGACAUAUUCCCGGAGCUGAGCGAUGAAGAGUUCCUCAACAAACUGCACAUUACGCGGAGCACCUUUGAAGCGCUUUGCCGGCAGCUAACACCUGCAAUGCGCCAGGGGGGACAGUGCAGUGGUAGAUCGCUCGAAAUUUCUCUAGACAAAUGCGUUGCCCUGGCGGUAUACUAUCUGGCCAGCGGCGAGCGCAUCUCGAUCAUAUCGAAUCUGUUUUCCGUACCCCGGUUAAAGACAAUCAAGUGCCUGAAACUCUUCUGCAACGCCGUCAUGACCACGUUAGGAAAAGCUCUACGCAAAUUGCCCCAAUCCGAGCCAGACUGCGGCAAUGUGAUGGCAGGCUUCCAGAAAGAAAGCAACAUGCCGGCCGCCCUCGUUGGCAUACUGGGCGUGUGCUCCAUUCCGAUACGUGCCAAUGGCGGGCCCGUGAACAAAGCAGGCCAAUCGGUUAUGCGCAUGGAGUUUCUAUUGGACGACCGCAUGCUCUUCCGCGAACUACAGCUCGGUCACGGAAGCAAGGCCUCCAUGAUGCCUAUGUUCUCCACAGCGCCAAACCGACUUACGGAUCUGCCCCAGAUACCCAUAAACGGACGCCUAAUAUCCCCCUUUGUCUUGGUUCCGCCUCAACAAAAUUAUCCACUGCGUCGAUGGCUUCUCCAGCGCUACGCGGAUCCAAUUUCUCCGCACGAGCACGACUUCAACGAAGUGGCAGAACGCCUGAAGGAAUUGAGCGACUGCGCUCUGCACCGUCUGAUGUCGCGGUGGCACUUUUUCAUCCAGCCGCUGGACAUUCGUUUCCAGACAGCCUCCUGCAUUAUUACAGCCGCUGCAGUCCUGCACAACCUGCUGGAGCAGGUAGGCGAGCCGCAUAUGCUGGAAUGGGGCAACGCAGUGGAUGUCUCCAAGUUUAAAACAGACCCACUGCCAGACUGCUGCGAUGAUGCCGAAGAAGAGACGGAGAGAGGUUUGCGAGUGCGCGACUUUCUGGCUCGAACCAUAAGCUCCACUGAAAUCUAAACUUUCCUCACGCCAAAUUCCGAAUAGUUGCAAUAAAAAGUAAUUUACUUAAGAUACAUUUAGCAAAAUGUAA